GUGAGUAUCUACCUUUAGUUCUGUAUUUGGGACUAGAAAAUAUCUCUAGGAACUUGCUAACCAACACAUAGGGUACCAGCGUACCGAGCUGCGCUCAAGGACCGUUCAUGCGAUCAUGGCCAAUGACAUAUUGACGCCUGACUUUUGGCCCUGUGUCGACCGGCUCGCCCUGCAGCUCACGACGCUGCUUCUGUCCCUGAUUCAUCUCCUGGACAAGCACUUCCCGGCCAGCCGGGAAACGUCGUUGCGAAGCAUCCACCAGGACCUCCACGCCCUUGUGUCCCAGGCGGCGUAUAUGUCCAUCGGCAUCCGCAGGUCCCGCGACAUUUUCCGCUUCUCGUCCCCCUUUCCCGGAGAGGUCUGGGAUCUCGACCAGGAGCAUGUCGACGAUACCAUCUACAAGCAGUCCAAGGCACUGACUGACGAAGCUGAUAAAGCUGCCGAAAGAAGGCACAGGGCCCGGCGCCGUGGGUCAAGGCAGCGAGCGGAGUCGCCCAGGCCGUUGACUAUCGGCGAGCGUGGUCGGGCCUUGGUCACGAGUCUCCUGAAUGUGAUCACACCACCGCGGAGCCCUGCCUGGGGCGAUGUCGACGAGCAGGAUGCAGACGACUUGAACACGCCCAACAGCUUCCGGCACCCGUCCCGUCUAGCUAAAGUCCAAAUAGUCGUCUGGCCCAUGCUGCAGCGCUUCGCGUCAGGAGUCACGGUGGAUCCAGUUAGCGGUACCGCCGAAGGCCAGCACAUCACCACUCUUUUCAAAGCCCAGGCCGUCUACUACUGUGGACGGAUCGACCAGCCCGGGGAGCAGUAUGAAGAACGGCCAACGCUGGAAGAGUGGGUUCGCGAAAAGACACGGGAUGACAGCUGGCGGCUCCCAAGAGAACUGCCUUGGGUCGCAUACUUCAUUGCCUGCUGGCUGCUGAUCAGUGUCCUGCUCGGCACCGGGUCCAUGGCCUACGGCUUGCUGAACAUCCUGCCGGCGGAGGGGCUGGUUGGGUUUGUCAGGCAUAUCCUGCUAAGGAUGCUCAUCAAUUCGCUGAAGAUUUACAUCGUCGCGUCCCAGAUUUUGCUAUUCAUUGUGUACGCCACAAAGAAUACGGCCGUCGGCUUGUUUGGGUUGGCGCUGCGCAAAGGCCCCUUUCCGUCCUCGUGGGUACGCGGCAUUGGUCUGCAUGGCAUGGUAACGGAUGGCGACUUGUUUGCAUACCCCAACUUCAAAUGGGAGUCCAUCAAGGGUGCUGCAAACGCAGUGGUCGGUCACAUAGUCUGGGAGAAAUAGUCGGGUAGAAGGCGAUCAGGACGGGGUUGCAAUGCAGACGCUGCAGGGCACAAUCCGACAUGUAUCCAACUUAAGUCUGCUAGAGGCACCGCGACUGGCGAUCUGUUAGUGAGGGCCAAAAUUUUGUAUGCAAAAAUCGUCCUCUCGACUACCGCUUUUAACAGAGCCUUUGUACCCUGCAGAUUCCAAGCGUCAAGACUGGGCCUCGUGCAAAUUGUCUGGUGACUCUGGUCCAGCCUCCGCCUUCCCAGCACAGAUUUGAGACCAAAUGUCCGUAGACUCGACGAUGACCAUGUAUCCCAUCGCGCAUCAAGUAUUAGCGCCUGCUUUGGCUCGUGUACUGUACAUACACCUAAUAUAGGCACUUCAACAGCGGAGUAUGGUGGUUGCCUUGAGCUCCGCAUCAUGAGAGUACUGGAGGAUAUGGUGAGAAAAUUGGUCGCCUUGUGCA
Molecule: messenger RNA, 1730 nt
Organism: Canariomyces notabilis
Lineage: Eukaryota; Fungi; Ascomycota; Sordariomycetes; Sordariales; Chaetomiaceae
Exons: 1
Coding region: 116-1279 (387 amino acids)
Source: RefSeq, a predicted model, not a curated record